GCUACCCCGAUCUCUAUUGACGCCGCGCUGUAACAUACAUAUUUUCUAACGGGUUGAUUGAAUCGCAUAUACUGUGCAGGCAGGCUAUAUCCCCUAUCCCCGGAUUAUCGCGAAUAAUACACGAAAAUGCAAGACAUAUCGAAUCCUUUUGAUGACAGUGAUGCUGUCCACAAACUCGGUCCUCUUGCCGAGAGGUCCUUUAAAUAUAACCAAUGGUUGCUAGGGGUACUACAGAGAAACAACUGUCGGAGGAUUCUGGAUGCCGCGUGCGGAACAGGGGUGGACUCCUUAUUCCUGCUCAAGCAUGGCAUGGAGGUCGUCAGUUGUGACGAUGCUGAAGCGAUGCUGUCUUAUGCCAGAUCAGAAAAGGAACGACUUGGAUUAAAAGACUGGGAGGUAAAACGGGCUAACUGGUUGACUUUGGACAAAGACCUUCAAGGUCACGGUCAGUUUGACGCUGUUCUAUGCCUUGGCAGUUCAAUAUUACAUCUUGUCGACAGACCGCCAGAGCUCAAGCUGCAUCGACAGUGCCUGAACAACUUCCAGAAGUUCCUUAAACCAGGCGGCUUGCUCUUGAUCGAUCACCGGAAUAUCGAUUCCAUGUUGGAUCGCGGGAUCGUCGUGAAUAAAAACGUCUAUCAUAAGGAGGAUACAUUACCGGGCGUUUCAACGAAAACCAUCACCGUUGAUGGCGUCCCAACCCAAGUGGAUAUAAUCUACGACAUGCUUAUGAAGGAUGGCGACACGGGAAACAACGACUCCAAUAAAAUCGAAAAGGUUACCAUGCCUUUGGCUCCCGUCCAUGUUCACAAAUUUACCGCGCUCCUCAAAGACGUAUUUGGACGAAAUUGCACAUACACCCUCUACGGUGAUCUGGAGGAAGUCGACAACGGGAACACAGAAAACAUAGCUUAUUUUCAACACGUCAUACAUGAAUAAAUGUCAUUGAAAUUAUCAUUCAAGGGGAAGUUCACCCUGACAAACAGUUUAUUGUAAAAAUAGCAGAAAUAUAUUUUUAAAAUAUUGGCGAAGUUUUGUGGAAGAUCCAUUAAAGAAUAACAAAGUUAUUAGAAUUUUAGUUAAUUGAUUUGUGACGUCAUGCAAGCAGCUUUCCUAUAUACCGUAUGGUAAAAUUCAAUGAAAAGUAAUUUUCUCAGAAAAUUCAAAAUGGGUUUUAUUUUACCUUCAGUAUGUCAAUACACAAAUGACUUCACACCCGUUUCUAAAAAGAAAAGGAAAAAUAAGUUAUAACGAACCAUUACAAAAAUGAAAUUUAUGCAGGUUAUUAUAUAACAUAUCGGGCAGCUGCUCAUUUAUGACGUCCCAAAGCAAAAAAUCUUGACAUUGUAAUAAUUUUCUUAAUCUUAAAUGGAUUUUCAUCAGACCUUCACUAAUAUUUUUUAUAUUACUUUCCUGCUUUUUUUACAACAACGUUUUCGUCAGGGUGAAUUUAUCCUUUAAAGAUCCGUUAUAUGUAGUCAAUUUCAUUUAGAUGAUGGUAAAAGCAAUAAAAAAAGGAAUAGAAAAAAUAUGGAAAUAUUUGGGAACUUUUCAUCAGGAAACCAAUGUUCAGUGAAUUUCUCUGACAACCAAUACAAGCCUUUGAAAUCCAUGCAUCUGAUUGGCUCAAAACAAAAUAGUUGGUAAAAAUCUCUGCUUCGUGAAAUGCUUCCCUGUCUAUUAUGCCUUCCCAGAUGCAGCUGACUACGCUAAAUCAUUUAUCAUUCCAUUGUAGUGUACCCUAAUGCCUAGUUCCCACUUUCACGAGCGAUUCGCCCACGAUUGAAACAGUGAUCUUCAUCGUGUAAUAAUCGUACCGAUCGUAACAGAUUUGUCGUGGCAAUCGUACUGAUCGCACCAAAAAAUUGAGUAUUUCAAAAAUUCUCACUAUCAGUUACGGAAGGCAAAUUGUGACGUUCGUAUCGGAUCGCACUAAAGUGUUAACCCUAAAAGGACUGGGGCGGGUCAUGAUGGCCCCCCUCAACGCUUCGCGCGAUAUUUCCGAAAUGCAAAAAGAUAGCGCCGCGAAAUUUUAUGAAUUUUUUCUUUGAAGUCUCGCGCAACUUUUGGGACCAAUUUCGCAACAUACGGAUAUAGCAUCGUGACGUCACGUGACUUUUUACGAUGCAAUGUCAUGCCGAAAAUGGCUCAUUUUUAUACUUUGAGUACAAAGUCUAUGGGAGGUGAAAUUCAUGAAAAAGGUGACCAUUUUUCAAUCUAAUUGGUCCGCUGAAUUAAUUAAAGGGUUAAUUUAGUUGUUAAAUGGUCUGUAAUAAUUUCCAUUGAAAAAAGCAAUGAAAAAAAAAAUACAUAAGAAAUUCUAAAAACAAAGAAAAACAUAAAGAAAAGAUUGGCUUUUACAAUUUUUCUUUGUGGAAACCUUAAAAUUAGAUUACAAAGAUGACAUCUGGACAAAAAAAAGGGGGGAAAAAUGAAGUGAAAUUGGGUGUAUGCAAAUAUUGUGUUUCACUAAUAAAUUUGCAUAUUUUAUUCAUAAUGAAUAAAAAACAAUAUUUUCAGAAUUUCUUUUACACUGGCUUGUAUUUUAUGUGGUUAAGAAUGUGCGUGCCAAAUUUCAGCGCGAACGGCGGCCGAGAUCAGAAGGGGGCCAUCAUGCCCCCCCCCCCCGUCCUCAAUACAUCUCAAAUAGCCCAGUCCUUUUAGGUUUAACGAAGCAUAAUGCCUAGUUCCCAGUUUCAUGAUUCGCGCCACGAUCAAAACGGUGAUCUUAGUCGUGUAAUAAUCGUAAUGUUCGUAUCAGAUCUCACCCGAUCAGUCGUAGCAAUCGCACUUAUCACAGAAAAAAAAAUAAUGAUUCAAAAAUUCUUGCAAUCAGUUACGCCCAUUUCACAAGGGUAGUGCGACUGCUUACAACCGUUGCGAUUGUGUGCAACAUAUAUUGUGACCAAAUGAUCGCAAACGACUGUGAAAGCCCCUUUAUGGAAGGCGUCCAAGGGCGUUCACAAUAGAGACCUUUCGUUUUCUGUGACUAGCCAUGUGAACGUACGAGAUUAAGGAAUUUUGGGAGCUCUGCGCAUGCGCGAAGUAAUCUGCGACGAGCCUUCUCGUUCACUGCCCAAAUCUGUGACUCGUAUUUGAGGGUUUUGACGUUCGGUGUCAUAGUGCUCGAACGAGCGCUAGUUCGUACAUGAUGACGUCAUCCAAGCUUAGCAAAAAUGAAUGAAGCCGCAUCAACAUUCGAGUUUCGUUGAUUCAGCAGGGCUGGUAAACUGCAAAUUACUGCUUGUUACCAGCUUUUCCAUUACAUUAAUUUUUAGUGUGUCCUGUUUUCAGACACUACAUAUCCGAUAGGUAAUUGAUGUUCUAUUUCCAAACAACUGUGUUUUUUAUCGGCUUUUUGCGCAAGAGUGCAAAUGUUGCACCCACAGUCGCCCCACUGGUUCGUAGCGUGAUGCUACGCCUGAUUCUCCGGCCGAGCAUCGGCCCACGGCCCGCUCGCUAUCACGCUGGUAUAUGCUGUGGCCUGGUACGGGUAUGUCGACUUAAAUCGAAACUGUUUUCAUCAAUGUACGAACGUGAUACUGAACGAGCGGUGUCACCACUUCCGGUGAACUAGGACUACGUUGCAGUCGCAGACAAUCGAAAGCUCCUUAAUAGCUCGUGUGACCGUUUGCGAUCAUUUGGUCACAAUAUAUGUUGCACACAAUCGCAACGGUUGUAAGCAGUCGCACCACCAAUUGUGAAAGGGGCUUUGUAACGGAUCGCAUGACAGUGGGGAUGAGACAUUAGCUAAUUUUCUGAAGCCAGAUGUACACUACAUGAUCCGAUUCGAUUUUUCAAAUAAAUUGUAAAAAGCAUAUUCCACUCAAUAAAAUCACAAUCAAAAUUCAAGUCUAUUCCGAGAUCCCCACCUGUAGGAAUAAUGCAAAUUGAAUUCCAAAUCGUAAAUGACGUCAUCAUCGACUGCUACUUAAAGUCGAUCGAGACUUUAGGCCUUCUCCGACGACAAGGAAAAUUACGAUUUUGUAUUUUGUAUUCUUAGCAGAACUUUGCGUCUAUCGGAUCAUGAAGUAUGCGACUUCACGAUCCGAUGUUCAAGAUGUUCUGGAACGAUUAGUUCAAUUAUUUGCUAGAUACGGGUGCUUCAUACAAUUCAAUCAUUCCAAUUUUGUAUACUCUUUAAUGUUUUUAUUAAAUCAUUGUUUUCAAUCUAAAA
Molecule: messenger RNA, 4177 nt
Organism: Lytechinus pictus (painted urchin)
Lineage: Eukaryota; Metazoa; Echinodermata; Echinoidea; Temnopleuroida; Toxopneustidae
Product: glycine N-methyltransferase-like
Exons: 6
Coding region: 127-939 (270 amino acids)
Biological process (GO): regulation of gluconeogenesis; one-carbon metabolic process; protein homotetramerization
Cellular component (GO): cytosol
Molecular function (GO): glycine binding; S-adenosyl-L-methionine binding; glycine N-methyltransferase activity
Source: RefSeq, a predicted model, not a curated record